Molecule: messenger RNA, 2084 nt
Organism: Emys orbicularis (European pond turtle)
Lineage: Eukaryota; Metazoa; Chordata; Testudines; Emydidae
Gene: DERL3
Product: derlin 3
Exons: 8
Coding region: 80-811 (243 amino acids)
Biological process (GO): endoplasmic reticulum unfolded protein response
Cellular component (GO): endoplasmic reticulum membrane; Hrd1p ubiquitin ligase ERAD-L complex
Molecular function (GO): ubiquitin-specific protease binding; misfolded protein binding
Source: RefSeq, a predicted model, not a curated record
GCCGUAGGGCUGUGUUAAAGGGGCCGUAGCGCCGUUUUCUGCCGCCGCUGCCCCGGACCCGGCUGCCCCGGGCGGCGCCAUGGCCUAUCAGGGCUUCGCGCAGGAGUACCUGGGGAUCCCGGCCGUGACGCGGGCCUACACCACCGCCUGCGUCCUCACCACCGCCGCCGUGCAAUUAGAAUUCAUCACCCCUUUCCAGCUGUAUUUCAACCCAGAUCUGAUUUUCAGAAAGUUCCAGAUUUGGAGGCUGAUCACCAACUUCCUCUUUUUUGGGCCCUUGGGAUUCAGUUUCUUUUUCAACAUGAUAUUUUUGUACAGAUAUUGCCGAAUGCUAGAGGAAGGUUCCUUUCGGGGAAGGACUGCAGACUUUGUCUUCAUGUUUCUCUUCGGGGGAUUUCUCAUGACACUCUUCGGCCUCUUUGCCAGCCUCUUCUUCCUGGGCCAGGCUUUCACCAUCAUGCUGGUGUACGUGUGGAGCCGCAGGAACCCUUACAUCCGCAUGAACUUCUUUGGGCUUCUUAACUUCCAGGCCCCCUUCCUGCCCUGGGUUCUGAUGGGAUUCUCUCUGCUGCUGGGCAAUUCCAUCAUCAUUGAUUUGUUGGGAAUUGCAGUGGGUCACAUUUAUUACUUCCUUGAAGAUGUUUUUCCCAACCAGCCCGGAGGGAAGAAGUUGCUGCUCACUCCAGGCUUCCUGAAGCUGGUAUUUGACACUCCUGAAGAGGAUCCCAACUACAACCCCCUUCCUGAGGAUCAGUCAGCGAACCAGCCAGCUGCUGACCAGAACCAGCAGCAGCAGCCGCCACCUCAAUAGUGGGGGAGAACCUGCUCUCCCCCACGUGACCGAACUCUUCUCCUGCCUGCUGGACUGAUACUGUGCCAUGGACAGAUGCUGUCUGAAGAACAGCUCCGGUCACUAGAUUAGUCUGUAUUAACAUCUCACUGUUCCCUGGGGAUAACCUAUUUCCCAAGUUGUUCUCCAGAGUGUCAUUUAAAAACUGAAUGGAGUUAUGUAGAUGUGGGUGUACAGAAGUGGUGUAGGGACGGGGUGGAGGCUGGCCCCUGGCUACAGUAAAUCCCACAGCACCCUGGGCCUCAAACGUUCUUCCUAGUCUAGUUCUGCUACAGCUAUGCCGUGUGCCAAGUCACCUGUCUCCUCGGUACACCCACUGGUACGCCCUCCUUCCCACAAGGCUCCAGUUGUUGCUUGUGCCAUGGAAGUGCUUGAUGCUCUAGGUCUCACUCAGCUGUAGUAAUGUACACACACACACACACACCCCCGAUUGGAGAAUGGCUCAUUGCCUUGGUUCUGCUCCUUCCCCUUCCAUUCUCCCAGCUUCUUUACAUUAAAAUUUAUAUUUUUCAAAGGUGUAGCUGUGCCUGGCAGGGCAAGAGGCACCCAGGGCUGUUAUGCAGAACAGUUAUUACUUAGGCCCUGGCCCUCAGCAAGGGCUUCGUUCCUAGGUGGAAGUUAUUUCAAAUUCUGCUCAAACCAAGGGAAGACAGACUAGUGCACUUGCCCAAUGAGGGAAGAGCCCCACCACCAGGACAGACGGGAGCUUGAGGGCUGCAUGGAAAGGAAACAAGCAGUGCGGGUGCCAGACAGGCUGAGGGAGACGCAGGAUAUUUAAAGACAGCAGCAAGGCCCUCUUAACGCAAUGAGCACAGGUUUGUUCCAGGACCUGCCUAAAGGCUCAGAGCUGAAAGUCUUCCAGUCUCCUCUAGUCAUGCCACAGAAACCUGUUCGCUUUCAAACAGCUCUGAACCGGGGCUGCCAUGGGGCAAGAGGAAGCAUAAUCCUGCUAAAAGGAGAUUUCUGACAAUGCUAGAAGCGUGGGUGGACUACGCUGGAAAAGAUUUUUACAGCUUCCUUUAGCACAAGGACCAUGACACCAGUGUCCGGUUGUCAAUGUAAUCUGCGCUGCUUGCAACAUUUUCUCUUGGUUUUCCUGGAGGAGGAGGAGGAGUGCAAGCUCCAGCAAAGCGCCGACAAGCCAGCAGCUUGGCUUGGAUUCUAUUUAAAAAAAAUAAAAAUAAAAAGCUGACAAUUUGUAUCUUGUUUAAAACAGCCGAAUUAAACUCCUCCU